AUGCUCCACGAAAUCCUCCUCUCGCUCUCAGGCCAUCCCUCCCCUCUCCUCCGAACCGACCGCACAGAGUCCAAUGCGGGCUCUAUAGUCUCACCUCCUGAGCGGGAGCUCCUCGCUACUGUUGCGCACCUCAGUGAUCUGCACAUCAAGCUACUGAGCUUCACCUCCCAGAUCAGCUCGUCGCACCCGUCGACGAUAUGUCGAGCUGUCGCGACGGCGAUAGACUCCAUCCACCUAGCGGCUUUCCAGCGCAAAGUGCUCGAGGUCGAGGAGUCCGUGCUACGAGGUGAUUCGAGGUUGGUCGGAGCAUAUAACAUUGUGCCACUGACAGCUGUCGUGAGCGAAUUCGCGGGAUGGACACGCAGAAUGGAAUGGCUCUGGGAAAUUGUUCAAUUCAUGCUGAAGCAGGAACGUCGAGAGGACAAGACUAUCUUGACAUGCACCGGGGCUCGUAUUAUCAACCGCUUACGCGAUGAGCUCCAGACUGGAUAUGUGGACAUUGAGGAGACAGCAUCAAGCCUGAUCAAAGUUGGCGAGACAGCUUGGUUGAAGCAAGUCUCCGCCUGGAUCCUAUACGGUCGCCUACCUGGAUUCGGCGCGAAAGACUUCUUCGUCCAAAGAGCAGAUGGCACGGAUGAAGAAUUCGUCAGCGUGGCCAGUCUACUGCCAUCCUUUGUUACGGCAACAACAGCUUCGUCCAUGCUGUUUAUAGGACGUUCUUUGCACCAAAUACGUGCCAAGAGCGGUCUUGAGUCUGGCGUGCAUGGUGUUGAUCAUCUUUCGUCGCAGCUGAAGGAACUUGCCAAGUUGUCGUAUCCACUCGACAGCGCCACGUUCUCACGAACAAUCACCGGUAUCAGGCUGUAUCUGUCUCGAAACACUCUACAGAAGCUGCUGCCACUAUCUAAAGUGCUUGACAUGCUGCAACUCCUGAGAGAUUUCUUCCUACUCAGCCGCGGUGAGUUUGCCAUGGCUCUUACUCAGCAAGCCGACGAGAAAAUACGGAGCAGGUGGAGGAGGGCAGAUAAUCUUGCGUACGAGAAGCGAGAAGGCUUGGGUAAUGUUGUAGUGAAGGAAGGUGAAGUGGCUGCGGUGCUGAGCAGGGCCUGGGCUGCUAUGGGAUCCAUGCAAGGUCAACAUGCAGAUGAGGAUGAAGGCCUCGAGUCAGCUAGGGAACUUCUUCGACUAACCUUGGCGAAGUCUAGGCCGUCGACUCCUGGAAAGCUGACCUCCAACCUCAUAGCGCAGACCCCCUUUCGCAAUCUCCUUUUCUCUGUUCCUGUGAUCCUGACACUGGACAUACCCUCUCCUCAAGACCUGUUUCUGAGCAACUCCGACCUUCAGACCUACACCGCUAUCAAUUCAUAUUUACAGUCCAUCCGACGAGCACAUAUCCGCCUAACGGAUCUUUGGAAGAUUACUUCACUGAGGCGACAUCACCCCCCUCCACCAGCUCCGCCACAUGGCACUACAAAGAGUGGGCGGGAGAAGACACUCAUGCUACGUAAGAGGCAGACAACUCGGUCCCUCGCAAUGCGCAAGGCAUGGACUACCUGUAGUGCUGCAAUAUUCUUCCUUGCCGAAACAGAGGCAUACCUACAAGUGGAAGUUGUGGCCUGCCUCUGGGAAGGCUUCCAGCGAUGGCUGACGACUGGCAAAGAUGAUGAGAGACCAGACCAGCCUAAGAAGGCAGUGCCUUCUUCGCACCUCCAAAGCCAGCUUGAUACUCAUGAGGAGGAUGAAGAUAUUUGGCUUGCCACAACAACCUCGGCUUUGAUGAUAGUACCGGGGCGAGAACAAGAAAACACCUACCAACCGCCGGAUCCACAGACUCUGGCAGUGGCGCACCGCCUAUACCUUAUCACUCUUUGUCGCUGCAUCCUCCUGACGCAACCGUCGUUCACUGACAUCCUAUAUGAGCUUCUUCUACAAAUAGACCAUCUCGUGGCACUCAUUCACCGAUUACACGGGAUCUGGACAUCUAUGGAUCUCGAAGCGGACGUCGGGGUAGUCGACGCUUUUGUCGACCUCGAGCGUGAGGAACGAGACGUAAAGGCAGAGAUCGGCACAACAGAGGGCCGCGUCAAGAAGGGCAUAGAAUCAUGCAUAGCAAUCCUGCGCACCGUCGAGCCCGAUCAUGAGGGGCUCGUUGUGGGUGACCAAGCUGACCUGGUAGGCGAAGCCAGCCUGGCUGAAGGCGGGAAGGGACUACGUGAGGAAGGCCAGUAUGUUCCCCGUCGGGUUGGCGGUGUCGAUAGGCUCCUGAUGAAGCUGGACUUUGGAAGCUGGUUUGGUUCAGACAGACAAGUCGAAGAGACCGACGAGCCUGAUGAUUAG
Phaeoacremonium minimum UCRPA7 is the source of this 2337-nucleotide messenger RNA. RefSeq names its product putative spc97 spc98 family protein. Gene Ontology annotation, biological process: mitotic cell cycle; meiotic cell cycle; cytoplasmic microtubule organization. The transcript has a single exon. The record is from RefSeq and is a predicted model, not a curated record. Gene Ontology annotation, cellular component: centrosome; equatorial microtubule organizing center; gamma-tubulin complex. Gene Ontology annotation, molecular function: gamma-tubulin binding; microtubule minus-end binding. The coding region runs from base 1 to 2337 and encodes 778 amino acids. Lineage: Eukaryota; Fungi; Ascomycota; Sordariomycetes; Togniniales; Togniniaceae.